AUGGGAAUCUGGAAGUCGCUGUUGCUCGCGCUAGCAGCAACUGCGGUGGCUUUGCCUCAGCCCCCCUAUGAAGCAGAGGAUGACUAUGACUGCGAUUUUGGCGAAGAUUUUGGCGAAGAGCUUGUUCAAUUGAUUCAACACAUUCCCGAAGGACCGUCCUUCUGUCGCCAGUUGAUUCAUUCCAGUUGCGAAGCAGUAACUUUAACCAAGACUGUGAUUCCCGCUCCAACCAUCGUCAAAGUUACCCAUACGAUUACGGACCAUCCUCGCCCGGUGACAAACACGAAAACGAAGUCCGUCACCUCGACGACAGUGCGUCCGGUUACCAAAACGACAACAGGCCUUACUACAGUUACCCAUACCGUGCCUGUCCAAAGUACGCAUCUGGUUUCGGUUACCUCUACCUCUGUCUCAACCGAUUUCCUGGCCGAACCUGUGUGGGAGACAAUCACCAGAUCAUUGACGAGCACUGAUACGAGUACUAUCAGCCAGACCAUCACCGACUAUGCGACUGCUGUGGUCACUGAGGUCACCAUGGAAACCACGACUCAGACUCAGACCAAUACCAUCAGUGAUUACUUCACUUCAGUUGUUACUGUGUACAUUACGGAUGCUCAGACAGUUUUCGCUAGCAAUACCGUUAUCGAUCUGCUCACAGCGACUACAACCAACGUUCAUACUGAGACAGUUACAAUUUCUUUUACUGAGACUGCCACGGAAACAGAAACGGACACUAUUUCUUCUACGACGACUCAAGAAGUCGAUAUUACCGCUACCACAACUCUGCCAGUGACAAAUUUCCAGACGGACUUUGAGACUGAGACCAAUACCAUUCUUGCAACAGUGACCGAUUACGAGACUUUAACUUCAACUAAUGUCGUGACUGUUGACGGCACUGCCGUUACCAAGACCGCUAUUGUGACUGUGAAAAAGCGACAUGAGUAUGCCGGGCAACCAGCUUUCCCUACUCCUCCGGCUCUGAGGACGAUUCCCGAGGACUACCUAUCCACUGCAUGCUCCGAUCUGCUUCGAGAAAGGGCUCAGGAGACGGUGUAUAUCACCAAGGCUGCCGCUCGACCUACUGAGACCAUGGUUUUGACCACCCAUAUCAUACGCGGGAGAACACAAACGAUUGAUAGCACCAAGACUGUCACCGCAUAUGUGACCAAUACGGUCACUCAUCUAGUGGGCCAUGUCCUGACCAGCGAUGUGACCGUUUCUUCCACAUCGGUGCAGGACAAGACUGUGACUGUCACAGCCUUCUCUACUACGACUGCCACAGAUAUCGAGACAGCUACGAUGACACAGGAUGUGACAGCAACCGUGACGGACUAUGUCACAAUACCUGUCACGACUGAUUUGAGUUCCACGACCACUGUGGACGUGACGACUCUAGAAACAGCUCAGACGACACAGGAUAUUACAACGGAUAUCACCGAAACGACCACCACGGAUAUUACCACGACUCAAAUCACUACAGAAACGCUAGACGUCACGGAUAGUCAGACAAUCACUCAAACUUCUGAUAUAACUGCUACCAUAACAGCAUCCGUCACUGCAACCGAGACUGCAAGUGUCACCGUUGAUGUAACGGAAACCUCGACUGUCACUUCCACUUAUUCAAUCACCGUCACAAUCACGGAGCCCACAACUAUUCAAACCACCGUCGCAACAGCCGUGGAUAUCACAAGCACCGUUGAAACAACCAUCACCGAGACGACCACGAUAACCACAACUGUCACUGCAGCCGUCGCUGCAGCAACUUGCGGUGUCAACUUGAUCCAGAACCCAAAUUUCGAUGGCGGUGACUCAACCGGCGCUUCUGGCGGUGUCCUCACUCCCUGGGCCUUUAGCAGUACUGGCCUUGUUGCAAUGUCAUACACGACUGGCUACAACACCCCCUAUGCCCUCCUGCUCUACUCCCGCGUCCUCAACACCGGUAUCGGAAGCAUUGUACAAUCCAUCAACACCGUUGUGGGUAAUACCUACACUUUAUCUUGGUGGUAUUUUACAACAGGAGCAACCGUAUCGUCCACGUUCUCUUGUCACUUGGAUAAUGCCAAUUCCAACACUUAUACAAUUAACCUAGGCACUGUGGCCAAGGGUAUAUGGCGGGAGUUCUCGACUAGCUUUGUGGCUAGCUCAACGAUGACUACCUUGACUUUCAAAAUGACUUCUAUCAGUGGUCUUCCAUAUUUGGCAAUUGACCAAUUUUCGGUUGAGUGUUGA
Molecule: messenger RNA, 2229 nt
Organism: Penicillium atrosanguineum
Lineage: Eukaryota; Fungi; Ascomycota; Eurotiomycetes; Eurotiales; Aspergillaceae
Exons: 2
Coding region: 1-2229 (742 amino acids)
Source: RefSeq, a predicted model, not a curated record